CGCCCCGGCGCUCCGGUCCCUCCCUCCUCCCGGCUCUCCGCUGGCGCCCUCCCCUCGCCGGGGGCUGCGAGUUGCAUUUGGUAAAACCCAGCCCCGGAAUAUAUAGAUCAUUGGAGCGCAAUGAAGUAGCCUUUGGAGAGGAGGGAGGGGGCUCGUCCCACAGCCACAGCGGCCAGCGCAGCGGCAGCGGCAGCGGCAGCGGCGGCGGCACCACCAUCACCGCUCGCACCCCAGCCGCCCGGCCCGCGAGGAGGUAGCGGCGGCCGCGGGAGGGAGUGGAGGCGGCGGCGGAGAGGCGAGGAGGAACAGCAGGAGGAGCCGGAGCGCGCAGUCGGCGGGUCCACGCAUCUCCGCACUUCCAGAGCAACUCCGGCGUCUUCCACACCCCUGCCCGGGGCUGGGGGCUCCGAGAGCCGCCGCGAAGCCAACCCGAUCCUCCUUCCGAGCGCUGCCCAGCCCUGCCCUGCUCCUCCCGGGCUCCGCUCCGCGCCGCCCGCGGGGUCCCCGCUCCUGCGCCCCGGGCGCGCCUCCCGGACACCCGGGUCCCCGCAGGCAGGACAAAGCCAUGAAGCCGGCGCUGCUGGAAGUGAUGAGGAUGAACAGAAUUUGCCGGAUGGUGCUGGCCACUUGCUUGGGAUCCUUUAUCCUGGUCAUCUUCUAUUUCCAAAGUAUGUUGCACCCAGUCAUGCGGAGAAACCCCUUCGGUGUGGACAUCUGCUGCCGGAAGGGGUCUCGAAGCCCCCUGCAGGAACUCUACAACCCGACUCAGCUGGAGCUCUCCAACACCGCGGUCCUGCACCAGAUGAGGCGGGACCAGGUCACGGACACGUGCCGGGCGAGCAGCGCCAUGAGCCGCAAGCGGCGGGUGCUGACCCCCAACGACCUGAAGCACCUGGUAGUGGACGAGGACCACGAGCUCAUCUACUGCUACGUGCCCAAGGUGGCCUGCACCAACUGGAAGCGGCUCAUGAUGGUCCUGACUGGGCGGGGGAAGUACAGUGACCCCAUGGAGAUCCCGGCCAACGAGGCGCACGUCUCCGCCAACCUGAAGACCCUGAACCAGUACAGUAUCCCAGAGAUCAACCACCGCUUGAAAAGCUACAUGAAGUUCCUGUUCGUUCGCGAGCCCUUCGAGAGGCUGGUGUCGGCCUAUCGCAACAAGUUCACCCAGAAGUACAACACCUCCUUCCACAAGCGCUACGGCACCAAGAUCAUCAAGCGCCAGCGGAAGAACGCCACCCAGGAGGCGCUGCGCAAAGGGGACGACGUCAAGUUCGAGGAGUUCGUGGCCUAUCUCAUCGACCCGCACACCCAGCGCGAGGAGCCCUUCAACGAACACUGGCAAACCGUCUACUCGCUCUGCCACCCGUGCCACAUCCACUACGACCUCGUGGGCAAGUACGAGACGCUGGAGGAGGAUUCUAAUUACGUGCUGCAGCUGGCAGGAGUGGGCAGCUACCUGAAGUUCCCCACCUAUGCCAAAUCCACAAGAACUACUGAUGAAAUGACCACAGAAUUCUUCCAAAACAUCAGCUCAGAGCACCAAACGCAGCUGUACGAAGUCUACAAACUCGAUUUUUUAAUGUUCAAUUACUCAGUGCCAAGCUACCUGAAAUUGGAAUAGAGGGGGUGGGGAGAGGGAGAGAAUCAUGGUUUUUAAUUUAAGAUUUUUAUUUGUCAAAAGAAUUAUAUGGAUAUUGGGUUAUUUUGUAAAUUAAUAUUUCUUUGGGGAUGAUGCUGCGAGCAGCAUAGUGAGAAUUAUUUAAAAUCCUUAGUGCGGAAGGACAGCUGUCUUUGCAGGGGAAUGGAGUGGGUGUCCUUGUGUUUAGACAUGAAUACUGCAACACUGUCUCAAAGGUUUCCUUGUGUUCUGGUGAAUUCCAUGAAUUGUGCAUCCCAUAAAUUCUAAUUAAUAUUAUUUAUAGUUAUUUAAACAUGGUCUCCGUAUAGAUUUCUUUGUGUGGCAACAAGACUCGAAUGUCUUUGCAGAAGAAAUCUAUGUUUCCUUCUAUGCUUGCUUGCUAUAGUUCAUUUGGGGGUGUGAAUGUUCUCCCUCACCGCUCAGAGAGUCACUGUGUGAUAACAACCAUUGUGAUGUGUAUUGAUGCCACCAUUCUUGAAAUUCUGCUAGAAAUAAAUAGAAAGAGGCACCUUUGCAAGGGACUUAAUUCCAAACCGAUUUUCAAUCAACCCAAAAGUCCCUUGCACUAAAGAAAUGUGGUUGUCUUUUUUUUAACCCAAGGAGAGAGCUGAUUGUAGUUUUUUUUCCCCCCCACCAGAAUUAGUAGUCUGAUAGAAUAGGCUUUUCUAAAGAAAUUUUUAACUGGCAGUGCCAGUUGUAAUGAAGGUGUGAAGUGGCUGUUGCUUUAUAGUCAACAAAUAUUUAUUGAGCAACUACUACAUGCCAGGCCUCAUUUUAGGCCCUGCAGAUAGAGCAUUGAACAAAACCAAUAGUCUCAGCCCUCAGGAAGCUUUACCUGGACACAGAGUAUCCAGCUUGACAAUUAGCAAACCCCCAACAUUUUGGAUGUACCAUGAGGUUUGAACUGUUUAUAAGCAGGAGGUCCAUGACCCCUACAAAUUUGGAUUUUUCGAUGGCCCAAAUUUGCAAAUCACCUCCUUGGAGCAUGCCACUUAACUUGGUGAGUAAUCCAAGCUCAGUGCUCAGCACAGGAGACGAGAAAAAUGUUUGCUAUCCUGUGCCCGCUCCAACUUAUUGGUAGUGUCUGCGUUUAAGCCCCAGAACAAAUUUACCAGCCACAGCGUAGAACCGUGCUGUGAGUGAUUAGUAAUGUCUGCUUUGGGUGAGGGAAGGGGAACUUUUAGCUGAGUCCAGGGCCGCCUCCUGUCAUCUCUAGCCCAGCAGUAACGUCUCCAUGUAGAAGCGUUAUUUUCUACUCUUGCCACGUGGAAGAGUGAAAUGCUGUGGCAGGAUUUCUACACUUGGAGAUUUACAAUGGAUUGGUGUUUCUACCCCUCGUGAAGGUCAGAGGUGGAGUAUUGGUACACACGUGCACCUGCGUACCCCCCCAAGUCCUCCCAAAGCUAAGAGCAUCAGCAGCUUUGUGACCGCCACGCGUGAGCAGCGAGGACAGCCUUCUGUGACCAUCAGCCAUUCCCCUUUCCCUCUGGAAGGCUGACAACAUUCACUUCCUGUUCUAAUACUUGCACACGCUUCUCAUUUCCAACCAUUUCCGAUGCCUCGGUUGAAGUUUGAGCCACAUCCCUCUUACAGCUAGUGAAUGAGUUGGUAGCAGAUACUGUAUAUAAUUAAUAAUAAUAAUAAUAGUUCUAAUAAUAGGGGGUGGGGUGGGAUGGGGUGUGGGUAAAUUUUGCUUUUUGUUUUUUUAUUGAUGCAGUAUAUAGCCACGGGGUGAGAAGAAUAUUCUAAAACAAACAAAAAAUGAAUAAUUUAUUCACAGAAACUAUUAAAAUUGUAUAGUAAAGCUCAGAGACAGCUCAGUGAGCAGCAGCUGCCACAUCUCACCGAGAAAAUUAUUUUAUUGAAUGUGAGUGAGGUGUGCACUGGAGAAGGUGGCCGAAGCUAUUUAUAAAUGUUGUGUACCUUCCUCCAAGCUCUCUCCCCUUGUGAAGGGCACAGUGGCUCUACCCUUGAUGAAUAGAGAUUUAUGCAACAUGUUUUACCAAGUAGAGUGUCAGUUUUCAGCUGUUCCCUGGAAUUGGGAGUCUGGGUCCUAGUUCCAGACAGGGAACACUGUUUUCAGAAAUAGAGAUUCUGCUAAUGAAACAGACUGUCCAGCAUUUUUUUAACAUAUGCUCUACAGAACACAGGUUCUAGGGGAUGUCAAGUUCAUGAGACACCCAAUGAGAGUUUUGUGGUCAUGUAUCCUUGGCAAACCAAGUUAAGUCAGUUUCCUUUCUUCAGGACUUUUCAGAGCCUUGAAUGUGCACUGUGCAUUGUGAAUUCCAAGAGCAUCAGUGAGUCAGUAGCAUUUCCCGAACUUACAUGACCAGGAUACCCUAUUUUGCAGAUCAUGUCACAGAGCUACUGUUCCACAGAGUAUACUUUGGUUAGGUUGAUUUAGCGCAUCUGAGGUCUUCAAGGAUAAAAACUGCCUCUCUAACCCCACUCCAAAAGACAAAAACAAAACAAAACAAAAAAUAAAAAUAAAAUAGCACCAUCGUGUCCAUCUGGUUUGUAGCCCACAGAGGUACUUUAUCAAAGGACUUCAACUUUUACUUACGUGCAAUGGUUCCAAUCCUGGAUACAAACAACGAUUUGUACA
Rhinolophus ferrumequinum (greater horseshoe bat) is the source of this 4247-nucleotide messenger RNA. It is a transcript of the gene CHST11, whose product is annotated as carbohydrate sulfotransferase 11. NCBI's taxonomy places the organism in Eukaryota, Metazoa, Chordata, Mammalia, Chiroptera, Rhinolophidae. Gene Ontology annotation, biological process: proteoglycan biosynthetic process; carbohydrate biosynthetic process. The record is from RefSeq and is a predicted model, not a curated record. Gene Ontology annotation, molecular function: sulfotransferase activity. Bases 566 to 1624 code for a protein of 352 amino acids. Gene Ontology annotation, cellular component: membrane. The transcript is spliced from 3 exons.